UAUUCAUCAGAUGGUAUACUUAACGAGCCAAAAGAUACCAGAUAUAUAGAAAAAAUUGCUAAGUUAUUUGGAUUAGACGAGCAGAAUAUAGAAGUAUAUAAAGCGCUUUUUGGACAGAUUUGGGAGCUCGAAAAAAAAUUGGAAGAUUAUUAUUCCAAAUAUGAAAAGCUUAAAAGGAGGGUCAAUUUAUUAAAAGCUGAAAUAGAAGAUUUAGACGAAUGUGUAGAUAAAGAAACUUUAGUCGACUUAAUACAAGAAAUGGUUUCAUCACUAAUUAUUAGAAAAUAUAAGAAGAGAGAUUUACUUUGUGAGCCUCUAAAUAGAUCUGACUCUAGUUUAUCUGACUCUAGUUUAUCUGAAGAUUCUGAAAUGGUUAAAUGCUACUAUCCUAAAAAGAAGGUACCACAGAGGAAUCAGGAAAGAGAUGUGAAUCUUGAAUGGUCUAAAAGAAUAAUUCUUACAGAUAUUCAAUUUGGGGUUGAUAUGGGCGCUAAUGCAAAUUACAUUAGUAGAAAAAAUGUGAAAAUAGUAUACGCAAAAGACAAUAGUAUUCCUAGAGUAAACGGGUUUCUAG
Racocetra persica is the source of this 574-nucleotide messenger RNA. NCBI's taxonomy places the organism in Eukaryota, Fungi, Glomeromycota, Glomeromycetes, Diversisporales, Gigasporaceae. The record is from the annotation of a GenBank genome assembly.